AUGUCCUCAAGCUCCACCGACCUCGAUUUAUCGAUAGCAUCCAAUGUCAUCACAUACCUCUCCGGGACCCCGUUUUCAAGCUACCAAGCCGACAUUCUCCCUGGUGGAAAUGCAAACUUCACCUUCCGACUUUUCCUCGACAAUCCCAGUCCUAUGAUCAGUGGUGGCAUGAAAACCGUUGUGCUCAAACACGCGAAAGGAUGGUCUAAGAGUAGUCCCUCAUUUACGUUGAAGAUUGAGAGACAGGCCAUCGAAGCUUUUGCUCUUCAACGGGUCCGUCAGAUCUUAGAUGACUCCGAAAAUGCUGGAAGCUCACUGGUUACGGUCCCAAGAGUGCUACUACACGACCCUGUGGCACAUGUUAUUAUCAUGGAGGAUGCUGGAGAAAAUUCAGAGCCACUCAAAGCACUUCUGCGCAGAACCAGCCUUCCUUCAGGCAAUCUAGCGCGCUUAUGCCAUGACCUGGGCCAUUUUCUUGCCGACAUCCACAAUCGGGGUAGCAAAGACCCGGAGCUUAUGGAGAAGGUUGGCUCGAAUGAAGAAAUGCGCAGUAUCACGAGCUGGAUAACAUACGACCGCGUCGUCCCAAUCUUGCGAGGCGAAAAGGAGUAUAGUGGACUUCUCUCGCCGUCGCUCCUCGGCGCCGACGGGUUGUCAGAGCAGGACAUGGCUCGAAUAGGCCAACUAUGCUCUCAACGAGCUGCCGAAAUUCGGGCCGCUGUCGAAGUGUUUACGAUGGGUGACUUUUGGACGGGCAACAUCAUCUGUCGGCGCGACGCUGCGUCCGGCGCAGUCGAAAAGGCCUUCGUGGUCGACUGGGAAGUCACCAAACCCGGCAUCCCGUUUCUUGACUUCGGCCAGCUCGCCGCCGAGUUGUACACAAUUGGGUGUUUCCACCCGGAAAGGGAGGAAGAACUGCGCGAUGCGCUGAAAGCGUAUGGGAAAGCUUAUGCAAAGUCACGAGAAACAUCCGUGGACGAGUUGUUUGUUCGGGGAGCUGGAAGCCAUCUCGGCGCUCAUUUAGCUGUGAUUACGCCGACUGUGGAAGGUUGGGGCACGAGAGAGCAGGUGCGGGAAGUGGUGAAGCAAGGAACAGAAUUCAUAUUGAAGGGGAUCGAAGGUGAUAUGGUGUGGCUACAAGACUCCGUUGUUGGAGGAUUAAUGUGA
Messenger RNA from Mycena indigotica, 1167 nucleotides. RefSeq names its product APH domain-containing protein. Bases 1 to 1167 code for a protein of 388 amino acids. NCBI's taxonomy places the organism in Eukaryota, Fungi, Basidiomycota, Agaricomycetes, Agaricales, Mycenaceae. The transcript is spliced from 2 exons. The record is from RefSeq and is a predicted model, not a curated record.